Stegostoma tigrinum is the source of this 331-nucleotide messenger RNA. Its product is annotated as serine protease inhibitor Kazal-type 2-like. The record is from RefSeq and is a predicted model, not a curated record. Bases 9 to 293 code for a protein of 94 amino acids. The transcript has 4 exons. NCBI's taxonomy places the organism in Eukaryota, Metazoa, Chordata, Chondrichthyes, Orectolobiformes, Stegostomatidae. Gene Ontology annotation, molecular function: protein binding.
GGGAGAUAAUGGACUUGAAUGUGUGGCUGAGGAACUGGUGCAGAAAACAAGGAUUCAAAUUCUUGGAUCACUGGGGUAUGUUUUGCGUACUGGCUGUUCACCCAAUUAAUGCAAAUUAUGAGGAAUCGAUUAAAACUCCUAACUGUGCGCAGUACCAUACAAGAGCAUGCUCAAGGAUUCGGGACCCAGUCUGUGGAACAAAUGAAAUAACAUUCCCUAACGAGUGUAUGUUGUGCUUACACAAUUGGGAAUAUAGUCAGAAUGUGAAGAUAAGGAAGAAUGGAAAUUGUUGAAGUGAACAGAAAGUAACUAAGCAGUGGGGAACCUUGAG